AGUCCUCUCUCUCCUCCUCGAGAAAUUUUUUUUUUUUAUCGUCGUCUCAUACUGUAAUUCUCCAGACCUAAUCCCACCGUACCACAACGAAAGCCUUGCCCUCUGUUCCAUAAAACGUGGCGCGCGGCUGCUCGGUUGCUACGUGCGACGGCUUUCUCUCGUCCCCUUCUCGCCAACCACCAAACGAAAGGAGCUGUUCUCCCCUCCUUACGCAUAGCCUCGCCAUGGGGAACUGCGGCUCCUCAUGCUCCACCUGCUGCAGAGGCCGCACUCGGGACGGUCUAUAUGAGCCAGUGCUUCAGGAGAGCGAGAGAGAGGCAGUCUCGGAUCUCCUGCAAUACCUCGAAAAUCGUUCCGAGGUUGACUUUUUCACCGGGGAACCCCUUCAGGCAUUGAGCACGCUCGUGUAUUCGGAUAAUGUCGAUCUUCAACGUAGCGCUAGUUUAACGUUUGCGGAAAUCACAGAGAGAGACGUUCGGGAGGUGGACCGUGAUACACUUGAGCCAAUACUUUUCCUUCUUCAGAGUUCAGAUAUCGAGGUACAACGUGCAGCUAGCGCUGCCCUAGGAAACCUCGCCGUCAACACUGAAAACAAGGUUGCAAUAGUCCUACUCGGCGGUCUUGCGCCGUUGAUACGACAAAUGAUGUCGCCGAACGUCGAGGUUCAGUGUAAUGCGGUGGGAUGCAUCACGAAUCUCGCCACUCAUGAGGAUAACAAAGCCAAAAUUGCUACGUCAGGUGCUCUGGGACCAUUGACAAGACUUGCUAAAUCCAAGGAUAUGCGGGUUCAACGGAAUGCAACGGGGGCUUUGUUAAACAUGACACAUUCAGACGAUAAUCGACAGCAGCUGGUCAACGCGGGUGCUAUUCCCGUCCUGGUAUCCUUGCUGUCUUCGGGGGAUGUGGAUGUUCAGUACUACUGCACAACAGCUCUCAGUAAUAUUGCCGUCGACCAGGCUAAUCGGAAAAAAUUGGCAUCAAAUGAACCUAAACUAGUCUUCUCCCUGGUUCACCUCAUGGAUUCGUCGAGCCCAAAAGUGCAGUGUCAGGCUGCAUUGGCACUCCGUAAUCUAGCGUCCGACGAAAAAUAUCAGCUUGACAUCGUCCGUGCCAAGGGCCUUCUGCCCCUUCUCCGUCUCCUCCAGUCCUCGUUUCUUCCCCUCAUCCUCUCCGCCGUUGCCUGCAUCCGGAAUAUAUCGAUACAUCCGCUCAAUGAAUCCCCAAUUAUCGAGGCAGGAUUCCUAAGGCCGUUGGUGGAUUUACUUGGGUCAACGGAAAAUGAGGAGAUCCAAUGUCAUGCGAUAUCGACUUUGCGAAAUUUGGCUGCUAGUUCUGACAAAAACAAGGAGUUGGUGUUGGAAGCGGGGGCGGUACAAAAAUGCAAACAAUUGGUUCUUGGUGUUCCCCUGAGCGUCCAAUCAGAAAUGACAGCGGCGAUCGCCGUGUUGGCCUUGAGCGACGACCUCAAGUCCCAUCUGCUGAACCUGGGAGUAUUCGAUGUACUAAUCCCCCUUACAGCAUCAGAAAGCAUUGAGGUUCAAGGAAAUAGUGCGGCCGCAUUAGGAAAUCUCUCCUCGAAAGUUGGCGAUUAUUCGAUGUUUGUACAGGAUUGGCUGGAGCCAGAAGGUGGUAUUCAUGGCUACUUGAAGAGAUUCCUUGCCAGUGGAGACCCAACUUUCCAACACAUCGCUAUUUGGACUUUACUCCAACUCUUGGAAGCCGAUGAUACCCGGUUAAAGAAUCUUAUCGGCCAAUCCACCGAGAUCGUCACAAUGAUUAGAAAUAUCGCGGAUAAGAAUAUCGACUCUGAUGACGAAGGGGAUGAUGGAGAAGGGGAGGUUGUUGCGUUGGCCCGGCGUUCUGCGGAUUUAUUGAGUGGGGGGAGUGGUACUUUCGGGAAGGCUCAGUAAAUGGAGGAUACCGGGCGAACCUCAGUGUUACUGGGUUCAUCGUUUGACUGGAUUUUUGAUGGGCGUUCGUUGGGAUAUUGACAUCGAUUCUCUUUGCGUCUGCGCGCUUAUUCUACAGGUGUCAAUACGUCUGUAUCACUAAGUCGUGUUGAGCAGGUUUAUGGGUCACGAGUUUUCUUGAUUUUUGCAAUAUGGUGUUUUCCGGUCGAGCGUUGGAGAUUCACAAGAUGGGUGCUAAAUUGCCACACUCAAAAACAAAAAAAAAAAAAAAAAAGACCUCGAGCUUUGCUGUUCAUGUUCAGGGUUUGAGGCAUCACUUUAUUCACAAGCAUACGGGGUUUCAACGGGAAUGGCUAUUCAUUUUUUUUUUAUAUCUAUAUCUGUUUUUAGUAGCUUUAUCUCAUUCUGGUCAGGAGCACUCGGGGCAGUUGUAAUUUGUACCUUACCUUUCCCUUUCCCCGUUACUUUUUCCUUCGAGUUUUCUUGCUCUAAUACCUAUCCGCUUUACACCUCUC
Molecule: messenger RNA, 2425 nt
Organism: Tuber melanosporum (Perigord truffle)
Lineage: Eukaryota; Fungi; Ascomycota; Pezizomycetes; Pezizales; Tuberaceae
Exons: 9
Coding region: 225-1910 (561 amino acids)
Biological process (GO): nucleus-vacuole junction assembly; vacuole inheritance
Cellular component (GO): fungal-type vacuole membrane
Molecular function (GO): protein-membrane adaptor activity; protein binding
Source: RefSeq, a predicted model, not a curated record